Cryptococcus amylolentus CBS 6039 is the source of this 1498-nucleotide messenger RNA. RefSeq lists its product as hypothetical. Lineage: Eukaryota; Fungi; Basidiomycota; Tremellomycetes; Tremellales; Cryptococcaceae. Gene Ontology annotation, cellular component: mitochondrion. Bases 30 to 1034 code for a protein of 334 amino acids. The transcript has 6 exons. Gene Ontology annotation, molecular function: NAD+ binding; (3S)-3-hydroxyacyl-CoA dehydrogenase (NAD+) activity. The record is from RefSeq and is a predicted model, not a curated record. Gene Ontology annotation, biological process: fatty acid beta-oxidation.
CUGUCUCCCACUACGAUUGUCUAUUCGCCAUGCUCCCCCUCCUCCGUGCCACCACCAUGACCGCCCGCCCCGUCUCCGCCGCCGCCGCCACCAGGCUCAGCACCGUCGCCCGCCACCUCUCCACCUCCGCCCCCGUCCACCGCGAGAUCCAAAAGCUCACCGUAUUCGGCGCAGGCCUCAUGGGCGCUGGUAUAGCCCAAGUAGGUGCGCAGAGUGGGAUGAAGGUCGUUUUGGCGGACGUCACCCAGAAAGCACUCGACAACGGCCUGACAAUCAUCUCUAAAUCGCUCUCCCGAGUCGCCAAGAAGAAGUCGCCCGACGAUAUCGAAGGCUUCACUUCUGAAAUCCUCAAAAACAUCUCCACGACGACUGAUGCGGCUGAAGCGGUGGAAGAUGCUGAUUUGGUGGUGGAAGCGAUUAUUGAGAGUAUCAAGGUGAAGCGCGAUCUGUUUGGGUUCCUUGAUGGCAAGGCCAAGGCAGACUGUAUUUUCGCAACCAACACGUCGUCUCUAUCGGUCACUGAGAUCGCAGAAGCCUGCAGCCCCGAACGUCAGGCCAACUUUGCAGGCCUCCACUUCUUCAACCCCGUCCCAGCUAUGAAGCUCGUCGAAGUCAUCAAAACCUCUUCCACCUCCCCCGCCACAUUCGACGCUCUCCGCGAGGCUACCAUCCGCAUGGGUAAGAGCCCUGUGACUUGUACGGAUACACCCGGGUUCAUCGUCAACCGCUUGCUCGUGCCAUACUUAUUGGAAGCAGCGCGUAUGGUCGAACGCGGAGACGCCACAGCAGAAGAUAUCGACACCGCCAUGACCCUCGGCGCCGGUUAUCCCAUGGGCCCAUUCAAGCUCCUCGACUUUGUAGGCCUGGACACGACAUCGUAUAUCGCAGAGGGCUGGAGGGAGAAGGCCAAGGAGGCGGAUAUCCCGGAGGGGUUGGUGGCGCCUAUUCCGGUCAUUGAAAAGUUGGUGAAGGAAGGCAAGUUGGGGAGGAAGAGUGGGGAGGGGUUUUACAAGUAUGACCAAGAGAAGAAGUAAUCAUGUAGCGAUUAGAAAUGUAUAUGUACAAGUACAUGAAUUGAUUGAUACAACUAUGCUACAACCUCCAUUCCUCUUCGACUACACUUGCAUGUUACAGCACUAGAACCCCCACAUGCUCGCCCCCUUUUGCGCCUCAUUCCUCUCCUUGUUCUCCGCCAGCAACUUUGACAACCCGCUCUUCUUUGGUUUCUUCUUCUUCUUAUCCGCUGCCCCUGUCAUGGGCGGUGGAGAGGCAGACGAUGAGUGGGAGGGUGGCGGGGCAGGAGGUUUGAAUGGUAGUGGAGGUGGAUACGUGGGAAGGUUUGGCGAGGAAGUAGGGAUGUGAAAAAAAGGUCUCUGAGUGAGAAGCGGUGGUGGCGGCCCUUCCACCACAUCUACAUCCAUCUCCUCCCCUUUCUCCUCCCUCUUCCCCUCCUCCUCCUUCUCCCUCUCCCUCUCCUUUACUUUUCUCCUAGUCCUCC